GGAUGCCCCACUAUCGACCUUCGAUCGCAUUCACACAUUUUCUCUCGCCUGGAGGAAGUUCACUUGGCCUUCCGAGAAAACGAGGAAAGUAAAGAAAAUCAUCCGAGAAAAUCACACUCUCUGUCUCUUGUUGGCUUAACUUAUUGUUCGCUCUCGCUCCUUUUUCGCCGUACUACUGCUCGAUCCGCCGAAGAUUGAGGGGAAUUCUUGGGCCGGCGACGUGAAGUUCACUUGCAAGUCACUGAAUUAGGGUUUUAUUUUCUUCGUUGGGCAGUACUCGUUGCCGUUGGGUAGAUGAGUGUAGCCCUAGGUUUAUGAAGCAGCGGAUGACUGAACGAUUGGGGUUCUGUUGAUCAACGGCUAGGAUUUCUUCUCGGAUGGAGGGAGGUAGCGUCUCUAGACUUACUUCUUCUGGGGUUUACCGAUGGAUUAUGAUGACAGUGAUUCUCAAAGCCAGAAUCUUCGGUUAGCUGGUGAGGGGAGCACCGGAUUUUCUCCUGUUUUACGACCAUAUGCUCUUCCCAAGUUUGAUUUUGAUGAGAGUCUCCAGGGGCACUUAAGGUUUGAUAGCUUGGUGGAUACUGAGGUUUUUCUUGGCAUUGAGAGUCAAGAAGACAAUCAUUGGAUCGAGGAUUUCUCUCGGGGGAAUAGUGGGAUUGAGUUUAGUCCAAGUGCAGCAGAAUCUUGCUCUAUUUCAAGGCGAAAUAAUGCCUGGUCCGAGGCCACGUCCUCAGAAUCUGUUGAAAUGCUGUUAAAAUCUGUUGGGCAAGAGGAAAUGAUCCCAGGGCAGACCAUCAUUGAGGAGUCAGAUGCCCAUGAUGAACAGGGUACCUUGACCACGCAAAUUGAACCCAGUUUGAAACAAGGUGAUAAUAUUGUUACUCAAGGGGGACAUAUUGUGGACUCACCACCCACAUUAUUGGCAGGUAAAUUAGUGGGAAGCUUUCUUCAGUUGAAUGAGGAUGUGGGGGGGAAGCUACCUCAGGUUGAAGACGCUCUGCAAACUCAUGAAGGUGACUCAUCUGCUUAUGGAAGUUCAAGCAGCUUGAACCCAAGUGCUGUUGCAGAAAAGUGUAGCUUACCUGUGUGUGAGGGUAGUUUGUUAAAUGAUAGCAAAUGCAAUGCUGACAGUUGUAAGGAUGCUUUUUCUGUCCAUGAAUCUCCAGAUAUAAAGACAGAAGAAUUUUCUGCUACUGGGAAGCAAGUUGAUAGUAUGGUCACCAAUACCCAGAAUAUUAUUACGGGCACUGUGGAGUUGAACAGUCAGGAGGCUUCAAGUCAUGUUAAUGAUGUUAGCAAUGAGAAUGCUAAUGGUUUACAGAGAGACAAUUGCGAGGGGAGGGAGGAUUGUAAUGUUCUGAGUGAUAACCAAAGCUUGGUGGUGCAUGCAGUUGAAAGCUGUGCUUAUAACUCUGAGAAUGCUACCUGUAUGGUAUCAGGGGUGAAUUCUGUUCUCUCAGGAAAUGUAGUUGAAACUAGCAGCAAUAAGGUGGAGGAACCUUCUGUUAUGAUGUCCAAGGGGGAGUCUGAGCUGCAGAUGGCUGAAGGAUGCAAGGCAGAUGUAUGUUCCAGAAUAUCUGUUCAGGCCAGCAAGUGUGAAGUUGUGGGCUUGUCUGAAGACAAAGAGAGAGACAAUAUAUAUGAAGGAGAUACGCAUGAUGAUUUACCCAUGGCUUCAGAAAGUGAUGGUAGAUCUAAGGAUGAGGUUGGCAACUGCAGUGUGGGACUUUGUGCUACUCUAGGAAUGAAGAUGGAUUCUGCUGUACAGCAUAGUCAAAACAGUGUUCUUAUGAGGAAAGAAGGUUCUUUAGAAGGUGAUCACCAAAGGGAUAAUGAUACUCUAGUUGGUAAAACUGAAGCAUCUUUGUUAUCAGUGGAAGACAAUAAAUUUUCUAUAUGUGAGAGCAAUGGAAGUGUUAAUAGUAAUGUGGAAAGUGAUCCACAUUCCACUUUGGCUUGUCCUUCAGCAGAAUUGCUUGGGAGAGUGCAUGCAAAUGAAAAUUUUGAGGAUUCUCAUGAUUCGCCAAGAAUACAUAGAGAGGAAGAUAAAAAAUCAUCCUCCAUUUUAGAUGAUUCCUUACCAAUAUCCAAGCAAAAUGUGGUCUCUAGGAAGAUUGAUGUUCAUGACUCUGAUCAAGAUGCUUUUGUUAUUGAAAAGGGGGAAGAAAAGUUUCCUAAUGAUUACAGUAAUGUGGAAUGUCAUCGGGAUGGAUCAAUUGCUGUCGGUAUGGGGCUUGGAUCUACAUCUCUAGGCAAAGGCAGCAUGGAGAAUGAGAGUAAAUCACAUUCAGAUCCUCCUGCUGGGCAUGAAUUGGAUGUUGACUUGGAGGAUGCUAAUUUGGCAUCCUGUGGCACGUUGGAAGUUGUUCGUGUUCCCUUGCCAUUAAAAGAUGGUGCGACUAUAAAUGAAAUUGAUGAAGAGCACAAUGAAAAAUCACCUUUACCCAUAGUCGGGUCUGAUAACUUGGAUAGUAGGGAAGAAACUGCAGCCAAGAUGUCUACACAAGAAAGUUUAUCAAAUUUAAAGAACUGUUCUCAGGAGGAUGGUCCACUAUCAACGUUGAAGGACUGCUCUCAGGAGAAUAGUCCACUGGAUGUGGUUUCUGAACAGGAAAAGGGUGCUUUAAAUGACACUGCUGGACAGUUGCUCCAUACAGUUGAUGAGUCUCCAGCAGAGGUGGAGAUGUUUAAUGUUGCAGUUGCAGGCAAGAGUAAAGCUCCAGAGGUUAGUAAAGACAGUCAAGAGUUAUCUGAGGAAUUUGAUGGGUGCCUUGGAGCUGGUAAUGGUGAUGGUGCUGGAGGACCGAUACUUGAAAAUAAUGAAGAAGCAAUUAAGACAGCUAGUUAUGAAGAGAAUAAUGAAGAAGAAAUUAUCGAAGCAAGUAGUGAAGAGCCAUCUUUGAAAGUUUCAGAUGCAGAACCAAUUUCAGACAAAAGCGAAUUGCUAACACUGCCUGCAGUGUCAUCCUCGAAGGAGUCUAAUUGUGGUAUUGGCCAGGAAGAUCAGGAGGACAAGGAAACUAAUUUAGCAAUUAGAGAGGGUAAAUGUGAACAGACUCCUGCUUCAAGUAGUGGAGGUGAUGCAUCAAAUGCUGAUGAGGGUUGUCUUAGCCCUGUCGGUCAGUCUGAAGGUGAUGCCAAAUCUUCUCUGCUUGAAGGAGGAAAUGUUUCUGAGGAUUCUCAUAAAUCUAAUUGCGAUCCUCCUGUCGUUUGUUGCACUGAGCUUUCUCAAGAUGAGAAACAAUUGCAAGAGGGAAUUAAGGGGCCUGCGGACCAGAAUAUCUCAGGUUGCAAAGUCAGUGAUGGAGCUGCAGACAAAGUUUGUUCUAUUUCUGCUGAUUUGAAAGCGAAUGAUAGUUCCAAAUAUGAUAAGGGCUUUACCUUUGAGGUCACCCCAUUGACGGAUUUGUCUGAAAGAGAAACUGGCAAAGGUUGGCAACCUUUUUCCACUAUUCAACAAGGCAAAAUUUCGGGGAUUGUAGAAGGUUCUCCAGCAUCUAGCUUAAGCCAAAUGGAUUCUAAGCUAAUAGAUGAAAAUUUUUGUGGAACUCCUCCAACAUCCGGUGUACAAGUUAAACGUGGUGGUUCUAAGAGCACUCCUGUGAGGAAGCCAAGGAGAGCAUCUGGUAAGGCGACAGGGAAAGAAACUGCUAAAAAAGUAAAUAGUGCGAAAGAAAUGACUCCUGUGAAGCAAUCAGAAAUGGGGAGUAUAUCAGGCAAUGUGCCCCCCAUUACAUCUGUGACUUGCCAACUUGUUCAAUCUGAAGGGGUGUCAAACUAUGGGCAUGUGGAACAUAGCGGUACAAAACCAAGUGGAGUCUUGACUGCCCUAACAUCUAAUCUCCCAGAUUUGAAUGCUUCAGCUUCUCCUUCCUUGGUGUUUCAACAGCCUUUCACAGACUUGCAGCAAGUGCAACUGCGUGCCCAGAUCUUUGUUUAUGGAUCUUUAAUCCAAGGGGCAGUUCCUGAUGAGGCUUGCAUGGUAUCAGCUUUUGGGGCAACUGAUGGUGGAAGGAGCAUUUGGGAGAAUGCCUGGCGUGCAUCCAUAGAUAGGCUGCAUAGCCAAAAAUCCCAUCCCAGUAAUACUGAAACUCCAUUACAAUCCCGAACAGAACUGGUGGGGUCUGCAGGCGCUCGAUCUCAUGAUCAGGCAGGCAAACAAGGUGCUCUUCAAAGCAAAAUUACUCCCAUUGGUCGAGCCAGCAACAAGGGUACCCCUGCGACAUUCGUAAAUUCUAUGACGGCUCUGUCAUCCCCACUUUGGAGUAUGUCUAGCCCUUGUGAUAGUCUGCAGCAGUCCAGUCCAAUACCAAGGGGAGCCGUUCUGGAUUAUCAUCAGUCUCUUUCUCCAUUGAUUCCUUACCAAACUCCACCUUUACGAAAUUUCGUUGGACAUAACACUUCUUGGAUAUCCCAGGCUCCUUUUCCAGUUCCUUGGGUUGCUUCUCAACAAACUUCUGCUCUUGAUGCCAGUGCUCGCUUUUCUACGGUGCCUAUUACUGAAACAGUUCGAUUAACACCUGUUAGAGAAUCAUCUGUGCCACAUUCUUCCAGUAUAAAGCAUGUUUCGCUCGGUCCUGUGAUUCAUAGCGGGGGUCAGGCAAGUGUUGUAGCUGGGGCUUCUUCCUCGCCUGACACAAAAAAGGUUACAUCAUCACCCAGCCAGCAGACUGUUGGUCAGAAGUCUAGAAAGAGAAAGAAGAUCCCAGUUAAUGACAGUCUUGGUCAGAUCACUUUGCUAUCACAAACUCAGGCAGAAGUAGUUCCUGCUUCUGGUGUAACUGGUCAUUUGUCUACAUCUAUUGCUGUCUCAACCCCUGCUCGUACUGUUUCAAACACUGAUGUUGAUAUGGCUAUCACCACUGUUUCUCCUGUCUCAUCCACUGCUAAUGCGAAAACUGGGAAUCAUGACACAGAGCAGAGUUUUGCACUUUCAGAGGAGACCCUUAGCAAAGUUAAGGAAGCUAAGCUACAGGCUGAGGAAGCUUCAGCUCAUGCUGCUGCAGCAGUUAUGCACAGCCAGGGAAUAUGGAGCCAGAUGGAAAAGCGGAAGAAUGCUGGAUUAGUAUCUGAUGUUGAAGCCAAACUAGCUUCUGCGGCUGUUGCAAUAGCAGCUGCUGCUUCCAUUGCAAAGGCUGCAGCUGCAGCUGCUGAGAUUGCAUCAAAUGCAGCAUUGCAAGCAAAGUUGAUGGCUGAUGAAGCAUUGGUUUCAACUGGUGCUGGAAACUCUAACCGAAGUGAUGACAUUUCCCUUUCUGAUGAUGUGAAUAAUUUGGGAAAAGCUACUCCUGCAUCCAUUUUGAAGGGUGUGGAUGGAACAAGCUGUGCGACUUCAAUAAUUGUUGCUGCUAGGGAGGCUGCUCGGAGAAAGGUUGAAGCAGCUUCAGCUGCCUCAAAACGAGCUGAAAAUUUGGAUGCCAUAGUAAAAGCUGCUGAGCUUGCUGCGGAAGCAGUGUCACAAGCUGGAAAAAUUGUUGCUAUGGGUGAUCCUCUGCCUUUGAGUGAGCUAGUGAAAACUGGUCCAGAGGGUUACCAGAAAGUACCCCAGGUAUCAUCUGAGCAGUUUGUGAAAUCAAACUUGGUCAGACAACAACUUAAUGUUGAACUUCUUGGAGAAGGUCCAGAUAAUUUUGCUAAGAAUUCUGUGGGACCCCUUGAAAAGAGAAGAGCACUGGCUACAAGUCAUGGGGUGCAGUCUGCUCCAAGUGAUGCAAUCAGAGAGUUGGCGGAGGACCGUGUAAGAUUAGUGGAUGGGUUGGGUUCUGGUACAAACGAUGAAAUGGAGUUGGCAGGACAGAAGGGCCGUAAAGUUUCUGAUUCAGCUAAAACCAUUGGGGUGGUUCCUGAAUCUGAGUUUGUAUCUAGACCUACUUCAAUCACUGCUAAUAUUGAGUGUGAAACAGCAGAGGAUAUGUUGAAAGAGAACAACAUCAAAGAGGGUUCUCUUGUUGAGGUUUUCAAAGAUGGGGAUGGUUAUAAAGCAGCUUGGUUCUCGGCCAAUGUGUUGAGUUUGAAGGAUGGAAAAGCUUGUGUAUGUUAUACUGAACUUCCAUCAGAUGAAGGCUCAGGGCAGCUAAAGGAAUGGGUGGCUCUUAAAGGUGAAGGAGACAAUGCGCCUAGAAUACGAAUUGCCCGUUCUGCAACGACAACACAAUUUGAAGGAACAAGGAAGAGGCGAAGAGCAGUCAUGGGCAAUUACACUUGGUCUGUUGGAGACAGAGUUGACGCAUGGGUACAAGAAUGCUGGUGGGAAGGAGUUGUCACAGAAAAGAACAAGAAAGAUGAAACUGCAUUAACAGUCCAUUUUCCAGCUCAAGGAGAAACAUCAGUUGUUAGAGCUUGGAACCUUCGCCCAUCUCUUAUUUGGAAGGAUGGGGAGUGGACUGAAUGGUCCAGUUCAGGGGAGAAUGAUUCUUCUAACCGUGAGGGUGAUACGCCACGGGAAAAGCGACCAAGGUUAGGAAGCCCUGCAGUAGAGGUGAAAGGGAAAGACAAGACAUCAAAAAAUUUUGAAAUGGUGGAUUCUGGAAAACCUGAAGGGUCAAAAUUACUUGCUUUAUCAGUCAAUGAUAAGGUAUUUAAUGUUGGUAAGAAUUCAAAGAAUGAUGGUAAGCCUAAUACCCUCAAAACUAUACGAACUGGUUUGCAAAAAGAAGGAUCUAGAGUGGUAUUUGGUAUCCCUAAGCCUGGAAAGAAAAGAAAAUUUAUGGAAGUGAGCAAGCAUUAUGUUGCAAAUCAGAGCACUAAAAUUAAUGAAGCAAAUGAUUCAGUUAAACUUUCAAAAUUCUUAAUGCCUCAAGGAUCACGUGGUGCAUCUAGAGUUGAUCUCAAAGAAAAACGGGCAGCUGAAUCCAAGGCUAAGGUUCCUAAGUCCGGAAAACAGCAAAAUGCUUCUAGUAGAACCACAACUCAAAAGUAUAAUUUAUUGACAUCUACAUUAUCUGCCUCUCAAGAAGACACUUCAAGAGAUGAUUUAGAUAAUAUCAAGGAUUCUAUUAGCCAGGAUGAGAAUGCAAUAGACCAACAGAAUCUGAAGGAGUUUGGAUCCUUUGCUAAUGCUGAGGGGGCAGCCGAGGGCCCAAUCUUGUUUUCAUCAUUACCUCUUCCACAAGAUGCUCCAGGCAGUAAGAAAAUGUCCACAUCAACUGCUAAAUCCGCACGUGUGAGUAAAGGAAAGCUUGCUCCAGCUGGUGGUAAGUUGGCAAGAAUUCAGGAGGACAAAAUUUUUAAUGGUAAUUCUGGAAAAUCAACAUCUGAGGUUGUUGAGCCCCGCAGAUCCAACCGGAGAAUCCAGCCAACAUCAAGACUACUGGAGGGGCUGCAAAGCUCUAUGAUCAUCUCAAAGAUACCAUCUGUUUCACAUGACAAGGGCCACAAAAGCCAGAGCAGGGGUGUUUCUAGAGGUAAAAACUUCAAGCUUUGAUCUGAUGUUUGAUUUUAUGGGUUAAUAGAACAGCAGUCCGCUGGAGUUGUUGCCCUUUUGGUUUGUCCCUCGGUCCAUGCACAUCUGCAUGCAUGAAAUUUUGGUUGUAAUGCGGGAAUAACUGUGGAGCUGCUUGGUCAAACAGGUAUUAACCAUGGUUGAGAGGAGCUCCUUGCGAUUGUGGAAAUCAAGAGAUUCUUCAUGAUUACCGGAUGACCGAUGCGUUCAUGAUAGCCCUUGCUCUGUUUUCUUCUUGUUCUUUUUGUAUAUUUAUGGUAGUGGAGAAAGCUAGGAGAGGAAGUGUUCUUGCCUCAGUUGUAAAAUCUAGUUUGUAGAUGUUCAUAUUGAUUAGCAACUUUUUACAAUUAUGAUUUGAUCUCCCUAGGGUUUACUCUCAACUAGGUUGUAUGUGGAGACGCGACUCUCCAUGUAGUAGGGCCUCAAACACUUCGUAAGUUCCUUCACAUGAUGGUAGCUUUCUGCUGCUAUGCUCAAGUACUAGGAUUUUUCUCAUAAAUUUUAUUUCUUGUUUCCUUCUCUAA
Molecule: messenger RNA, 7965 nt
Organism: Malania oleifera
Lineage: Eukaryota; Viridiplantae; Streptophyta; Magnoliopsida; Santalales; Ximeniaceae
Exons: 15
Coding region: 425-7423 (2332 amino acids)
Source: RefSeq, a predicted model, not a curated record